Messenger RNA from Salvelinus namaycush (lake trout), 543 nucleotides. RefSeq names its product cytochrome c oxidase subunit 8B, mitochondrial-like. The transcript is spliced from 2 exons. The record is from RefSeq and is a predicted model, not a curated record. Gene Ontology annotation, cellular component: mitochondrion. The coding region runs from base 63 to 275 and encodes 70 amino acids. Gene Ontology annotation, biological process: mitochondrial electron transport, cytochrome c to oxygen. NCBI's taxonomy places the organism in Eukaryota, Metazoa, Chordata, Actinopteri, Salmoniformes, Salmonidae.
CAACCGAUCACCACCGCAACCCACUUCCCGACCAUUACAGAACAUUGCUCUACUCCACAGUUAUGUCUGGGCUCCUCAGAACUAUUUCAACCCGCACUGCUCUGGCACUGCGGGGACCCACGAUCACCCAGAGGGCCAGUGUCUUCACCAGACCGGCUAAAGACCCUCUCGGCCCUUCCGAGUCCAUCAUCGGACUGGGCCUGUUCGCACUGGCUAUCCUGGGACCUUCCGGUUGGAUUCUCGCCAACAUUGAGGACUACAAGAAGAAAGAUUAACCUAACAUGAACUCAUGUUAAUGGAUGUUCUGUACAUUCUCUACUUAUUCAAGACCCUCCUGGGACCAUCAUUACUUCAAGAACUCUGUGGAACAAAUCCCCAACCUCCAUGAACUACCUCUCCAUCUCCACUUUACUCUCCUCACUCCUAGUUUACUCUUCAGCCCUUUGGAGAACCGUCUGCAAAUAGAAUGGCUGCACAACAUCUCAAGAAUUGUGAAUUUUAAUUGAACAAGCAGUAUGUUACAAUAAUAAAACAUAAUUCAAC